UACAAAUACUGCUGCUGCUAACCCAGCCCCCUCCCCUUAAGAACCCCCCCAAACUCCCCAACUCCGUCGGCCAGGCAUGGAGAGGGGGACUGGCUGGUACCCAGCUUGCUACAUCGCUCUGCUCGCCUGGACAUGGCUUUUGCUCUCCCCUUGGUGUUUCACCAGCGCUGAAAUAACUUGCAGAUCCUGCUCAUCUUCAUCAUCUGCGCCUUCUUCGUCCUCCUCGCGGGUGAAACAGCAGCAGGAGCCGCCGCCUCGGGGUUUAUUGCGCUGGCCAGGGAACAGGGACGUGGGAUUCGCCAGGGAAGAAGCCCUGCAGGAGGAGCAGCCCGGCGGAGGAUGGGGGCUCGGGGACGAGGACGAAGAGGAGGAGGCGCUGGUUGUGGUGCUAGAAGACGAUCGGGGCUGGGGAAGCGUCCAGCCGGCCGCGGGAGCGGUGGAGGGGCCGUGGGGCGCUGGGGAAGUUCACAGGAGCCGGGCGAAGGGGGAUGGCUGGGCUGGGGAGGCGCACGGGAAUCCUCCGUCCAGGCAGCGCUUGGGGAUGGCGGAGGAGAGCGGAGCAGCAGCCGCCUAUGGCCGGGAGGAGAUGCUGCUGCCGCCCGGAGAUGCCCAGGAGGCAGGCGGCUCGGUGGGCAAAGUGACUAGCUCCCAUCCCCUGCUGCCCAGGGCGAGGAGGAGCAGCGGGGCCCCCCAGCUUUUCGCCCCUGGCCAUGGCCAGGCAGGAGGGGGCAGCCCUUGGACGGACGGUCAGAAAGUGACCCGCACUCAAGCCAAAGGCUCCAAAGAGGACGGGAAAGUGACCAAGCUGCGCGGAGGCGAGGAGCUGAAACUGACCAGCACCACUUUCGCCCUGACCGGGGACUCGGCCCACAACCAAGCCAUGGUGCACUGGUCGGGCCACAACAGCAGCGUGAUUCUCAUUCUAACAAAGCUCUAUGACUUCAACUUGGGGAGCGUUACUGAAAGCUCGCUGUGGAGGUCAACAGACUAUGGCACUACCUAUGAAAAGCUAAAUGACAAAGUGGGCCUGAAGACUGUGCUGAGCUACCUUUACGUCAGUCCUACGAACAAGAGGAAGAUAAUGCUCCUGGGCGACCCGGAGAUUGAGAGCAGCAUAUUGAUUAGCUCUGAUGAAGGCGCCACCUAUCAAAAGUAUCGGCUGAACUUUUACAUCCAGAGCCUGCUGUUCCACCCCAAGCAGGAAGACUGGAUUCUGGCAUACAGUCUCGAUCAAAAGAUGUAUAGCUCUAUGGAUUUUGGAAGACGCUGGCAGCUAAUGCAUGAGCGGAUCACUCCAAACAGGUUUUACUGGUCCGUAACAGGUUUGGAUAAGGAGCCUGACCUUGUGCACAUGGAAGCCCGGACAGCUGAUGGACAUGCCCAUUAUAUAACCUGUCGGAUUCAGGAGUGCUCGGAGACUAUCAGAAGUGGACCGUUUUUGCGCUCCAUCGACACCAACUCACUUGUUGUCCAGGAUGAAUAUGUCUUUAUUCAGGUGACGGCUGGUGGAAGAGCAAAUUACUAUGUGUCGUACAAAAGGGAACCCUUCGCUCAAAUUAAAUUGCCCAAAUACUCACUACCAAAGGACAUGCAUAUUAUUAGCACGGAUGAGAAUCAGGUGUUUGCAGCUGUUCAGGAGUGGAACCAGAACGAUACGUACAACCUUUAUAUAUCUGACACACGAGGAGUCUACUUCACCCUGGCCUUGGAGAAUGUGAAGAGCAGCCGGGGGCUGGAGGGAAACAUCAUCAUUGACCUUUACGAGGUAGCAGGGAUCAAAGGCAUAUUCCUGGCUAAUAAGAAGAUAGAGGACCAGAUAAAGACUUUCAUCACCUACAACAAGGGCAGAGACUGGCGCUUGCUGCAGGCUCCUGACACCGAUCUGAGAGGGGGUCCUCUACACUGCCAGCUGCCUUUUUGUUCCUUGCACCUACAUUUGCAAAUCUCAGAGAAUCCAUAUACAUCAGGAAGUAUCUCCAGCAAGGAGACGGCUCCCGGGCUUGUGGUGGCUACAGGCAACUUUGGCUCUGAACUCUCAUAUACCGAUAUCAGCACGUUCAUAUCUUCUGAUGCCGGAAACUCAUGGAGACAGAUCUUCGAGGAAGAAUACAAUGUGUGGUAUCUCGACUGGGGUGGGGCACUUGUGGCCAUGAAGCGCAUGUCAAUGCCUAUCCGGCAUUUGUGGGUGAGUUUUGAUGAAGGAAGAUCCUGGAAUAAAUAUGCCUUCACCUCGACACCCCUUUUUGUGGAUGGGUCCCUUGUGGAGCCGGGCAUAGAGACACAGCUAAUGACAAUUUUUGGCCACUUCAGUCUCCGCUCUGAAUGGCAGCUGGUCAAAGUGGACUACAAAUCCAUCUUCAGCAGGAGGUGCAACAAAGAGGACUACCAGACCUGGCACCUGCACAAUCAGGGUGAGCCUUGCGUCAUGGGAGAGAGGAAGAUCUAUAAGAAACGCAAGCCUGGAGCCCAGUGUGCCCUGGGUCGAGACUACUCCAGAACCGUUGUAUCAGAACCUUGUGUCUGUGCCGAAUGGGACUUUGAGUGUGACUAUGGCUACGAAAGGCACAGUAACAACCAGUGCAUGCCAGCUUUCUGGUUCAACCCGUCCUCUUUGCCAAAAGACUGCAGUCUCGGCCAGAGCUACCUGAACAGCACCGGGUAUCGGAGGAUUGUGUCUAACAAUUGCACGGACGGGCUGCGGGAGAAAUACGUGGCCAAAGCGGAGCAGUGCCCCGGCAAAGCCCCACGUGGGCUGCACGUCCUCACCUCUGACAGCAAGCUGCUUGCCCAGCAAGGGCACAACACCACCUUCAUCAUCCUUAUGGAAGAGGGCGAUCUGCAGAGGACAAACAUCCAGCUGGAUUUCGGAGAUGGUAUUGCCAUGUCCUAUGCUAAUUUCAGCCCCAUAGAAGAGGGCAUCAGGCACGUUUAUAAGAGCGCUGGGAUCUUUCAGGUGACGGCCUACGCGGAAAACAGCCUGGGCUCCGACACUGCUGUCCUCUUCCUACACGUGGUCUGUCCAGUGGAGCAUGUCCAUCUGAACGUACCCUUCGUUGCCAUUAGGAAUAAGGAAGUCAACCUUACUGCAGUGGUGUGGCCAAGUCAGUCGGGCACCCUUACCUACUUCUGGUGGUUUGGUAACAGCACCAAGCCCCUCAUCACCCUGGAAAGCAGUGUCUCCUACACCUUCGUCACCGAGGGGACGAACACCAUCACGGUGCAGGUCUCCGCUGGGAGUGCCCUCCUCCAGGACACCAAGGACAUCGCCGUGCAUGAGUAUUUCCAGUCUCAGCUCUUGUCGUUUUCCCCUAAUCUGGAUUACCACAAUCCUGACAUCCCCGAGUGGAGACAAGACAUUAGCAAAGUGAUCAAGCGAGCUCUAGUGCAGGUGACUGGCAUCCCUGAUGAGCAGAUUUUGGUGGCAGUAUUUCCUGGCCUGCCCACCUCCGCUGAGCUCUUCAUACUACCCCACAAAAACACGACGGAGAGGAGGAAAGGCCAUGAAGGCGAUCUGGAGCAGGUUGUUGAACUACUCUUUAAUGCUCUCAACCAGAACCUGGUCCAGUUUGAGCUGAAGCCUGGUGUCGAAGUCAUUGCGUACGUCACUCAGUUGACGUUAGCGCCGCUUGUGGACUCCAGCACUAGGCACAGCAGUUCGGCAAUGCUGAUGUUGUUGUCUGUGGUCUUUGUUGGCUUGGCAGUUUUUUUAAUCUACAAAUUUAAAAGGAAAAUCCCGUGGGUUAACAUCUACGCUCAAGUCCAGCAUGACAAGGAACAGGAGAUGAUUGGUUCCGUCAGCCAAAGUGAAAGUGCCCCCAAGAUCACGCUGAGUGAGUUCACUGACCCUGAGGAGCUAAUGGAGAAAGAACUGGAUACACGGGUUAUAGGAAGCAUCUCAACAAUUGCUAACAGCGAAAGCACAAAGGAAAUCCCCAACUGCACUAGUGUUUAAUAGCGAGAAUCCACUUGGUCUACAGCAUUUCUGGCUUUUUAUUUGUAAUUAUUAUUAUUGUUAUAAUUAAUAUUAUUAAAAAAAAGAAAAUGAUGCAUCAUUAUCAUCAUUUGGGGGCGGGGCUGGGAAGAGGUGUUUUGUUUACCAGGGCCACAUUCAUAAACAGCAGGUAGAUGUUCAGCAUUUGGAAAAUUCCCAUUGUUUAAAUAUAAAGAUUGUAGGUCAAGAUUACGGGGCUAAGAGAUUUGAGUGCCCGGUUUGUGUUAAAAUGAAUGGGAAUCACGUGUCUAAAUCUCCUAGGUGGAUCUGAACGCGUCAGCUGAACUAUUGCAGGCAAACGACCCACUUCCCGCCCCCACGCUCCGCAGUAAAUCAACAGCCUAAGACACGGGAGUUGACUCUGCAACGUGCGGAGUGCCCUCAGCUCCCAAUGACUUGCAGGUCUGAGCUGGAUCAGGCCCACUCAAUAGACUCUCCUUAUCCUUUGAUGGGGAACAAACCAAGUGACGUUAACCAUUUGGGCUCUGAAGCUGGUGAGCGGGAUGCACAAGUUUAUGAAUGAGGCUCCAACCUGUGCAUGUGACUGGUGAGGGUACUGAGGGCAGACUGUAGAUAAUUCCAGUGUAAAUAACUUUUUAUUUCUUGGGAAACAAUUUAAUGUUUAGUAAAAGAAAA
Chelonoidis abingdonii (Abingdon island giant tortoise) is the source of this 4627-nucleotide messenger RNA. RefSeq names its product VPS10 domain-containing receptor SorCS3. Lineage: Eukaryota; Metazoa; Chordata; Testudines; Testudinidae. Gene Ontology annotation, cellular component: postsynaptic density membrane. The record is from RefSeq and is a predicted model, not a curated record. Gene Ontology annotation, molecular function: protein binding.